This is a messenger RNA of Dermacentor andersoni, 6941 nucleotides long. RefSeq names its product adherens junction protein p120 (gene p120ctn). NCBI's taxonomy places the organism in Eukaryota, Metazoa, Arthropoda, Arachnida, Ixodida, Ixodidae. Gene Ontology annotation, cellular component: plasma membrane; adherens junction; cytoplasm. Gene Ontology annotation, biological process: cell-cell adhesion. The record is from RefSeq and is a predicted model, not a curated record. Gene Ontology annotation, molecular function: protein binding.
CUGGAAGGAGGCUUUUGCCGGUCGAAGGACGGGCAGCGGAGAAGUGCUAGUGGAGUUCGCGCACUGCAGUUCGAGUUUACGCCCUUCGGAAAAAGAGACGCGGAAGCCAGUUCCCUUAUCUCCCACUUUUCUUGCGGAUAACGCGCCUCGAGUGCCAAACCGGCGACGGGAUAUCGAGAUGUGAGCUAAGUGGAGCGCAGUGCGCGGGUCUCUAUCGCCCCGUUCGCGAUGUGCUGCAGCAGCAGCGGAGGCGACGGUGUGGUGCCAGCGACGCGAGCGGUGUGUUUUCAUGCCAACCCUUCGUUCGAUGCGUCGAAGAAGCAACGCUACCGUGACGAAUAACGGCCAGCAUUGAACGGCGAAGGUCGUCGCGGCAACGUGUUCUGUGUCCGCAGAUACCUCUCCUGGGGCGAGCUCGGUGCUAUCGCUCGUUGCAGUCGUUGUGGGACGCCGGCCGCUGGAGCAGCGUACUCGUAUGGCGAUUUCGGGCCCAGGGUUCUGAGCUCUCCGUGGGUUAGGGUUAGGGCUCUCAGAAGGAUCUUGCCCUGCACUUCAUCGCUGUGUGUUUUUUUUUUCUACUUCGCUCCACGUUCGAGAGCCUGCACUCUGCGUAUAACUGAAGCGAGCUCGGAAACUCGAGUGCGCGAUCAUCAAACGGCUCAUCUUGUGAAACCAGUGCCGUGUCGACUCCCUGCCACACUGCUUUUGCUGCUUUCUGGUGCGAACUUUCGGGAGGGGAAUGCGGGUUGUGCCGGUGUUUUGUUGUGAUCACGUUGCCUACCCGGGUGCGUCGGCUUUGAACACAGCAAUCGGAUCUCGGAGGGGCUCUUGGUUCGAUGCCCGCACUGCAGAGACAGCGAACCACCACCCGAAAUGAGUUUGCGGGGAGCACCGACGCAACCUGGGAAAAUGGAAGUUGAAUGGGAUCCCCAUCAGCUCCGCUUGGAGAGCACAGCACCAUGCCGGCGAGCCAGGACGCUCCACCGCCGGAGCCGCCGUUAAUGCACACCUACCCAAAUAGCUCAGCAGCCAGCAUACUCCAGUCCGUGAAAGAACAGGAGGCCCAGUUUGAGUUGCUCACAAGGCAGCUGGAAGCAGAGCGCCAGACUGUUGCCACACAACUCGAAAAAAUAAAACUUAGGGACCGGGACGACGCAGUGAGCGUGUCUAGCGUCUCGGUGAGUGGGUCUGCCGAGGAGCCACCGUACGCUUGGAGGCCCCCGCCUCCCCAGGUUGGCAGCUUUGGAGGUGACGACAGGGAGACACGGCCCAAGAUGACCGACUCACACCUCAUCAUUAACCGAAAGACGGAAUCCAAAGAGGAAGAGCACCUCGUGCGCACUGAGCUCGUCGAGAAAGUGCAGAGGCGCUACUAUCCUGAUCAAACAACUACAGAGUAUCAUCGCUACAUGCAAGAUGGCAGCUCACCGCAGGUGCAGGAGUCCUACUCGAUGAACUACCACAGUACAACGUCGACCAACGGUCACCAAGUGGGCGAUGGCGAGCACUCGCCAAACUCAUCCAAGCUGGCAGUGCCGGGCGAGAAUUCCCAGCUUGUCAGCCGAACAACGCAGCAGACCAAGACACAACAGGUCAAGACGGUCACAAAGGUCAUAAAGACGAGGGAAGUCCGUCACGUGGGUCCCGACGGUCAACCGCUGGAGUACAACCCGUACGGAACGCACGGCAUGCCCAUGGCAGGCUCUGACUACGUCACAUAUCCCUACACGGGUGCCACUGACAACUCCCAUGGCUAUGGUAGCUACGAUACAGGCGAGCCCCCUAGUCCAGCCAGUCAGGUGGCGCCCCCGCACGCCGCCUAUCCCCAGGACUAUGCCACUUACGGCUCCUAUUUGCGCGACUACGACUACGGCGGCUACCCCGGACAAGCGCCUACACCUCCUUCGGUCACGUCGGAGUCACCCUUGCCCCCCUCGCAUAUGGCUGUGCCCCAGGCCGCAUCGUCUCGAAGUAUGAUGUCACCCCUCAUGGUUGCCCCUGAUGGUUACACCCAUGGAAAUUCGGGUUACGAUGAACUUGACCCCCAACCUCCAAGGGGCGGCGUGGAGUAUGCACCGGACUGCUACAGGAGUACACCUUCACCGGCACCUCAUCCGGAUCGCUACGGCACCUAUGGCUACUUGGGUGCGCCCGGUGCGAGCUCCCCCGGCUACAGCCCGGGCUACGAAGGUGCACCCCCGCCGCAGGGGUACCUCGACCGCAGGCCAAGCUAUGACGAACACCAGGCGGGUCCCCCAGGUGGAGCGAGGGGCCCCUAUGGGGCAGCUCCCCCACGGGCCCUCUUCGAGGAGGAGGAAGAGGAGGCCAGCCCUGCACCCCCACCCCUGGAAGGACAGCUUCCCCCCAGGCCACCUUACGUGGGACCCCCUCUUGAUGGUUCUGACCCCAGAGGUGGCGGGGACGUACGGUGGCGAGACCCUGACCUGCACGAGGUCAUAGAGUUCCUGGGCCACCCCAACAGUGUGGUGCGUGCCAAUGCGGCGGCCUACCUGCAACACCUCUGUUACAUGGACAAUGGCAUGAAGCAGAAAACGAGAGCUUUGGGAGGCAUCCCACUCUUGAUAGAACUUCUGAACCAAGACUUCCCAGAAAUUCAAAGGAAUGCCUGCGGUGCUCUCAGGAACCUCUCCUAUGGCCGACAAAACGACGAAAACAAGCGAGCCAUCCGCAAUGCGGGUGGCAUACCGGCCCUCGUGCGUCUACUGCGAAAGACGCCCGACAAUGAAAUCCGCGAGCUGGUGACCGGGGUCUUGUGGAACCUCUCUUCAUGCGAGGAGCUGAAGAGGCCGAUCAUCGACGAUGCCCUCCAAGUGCUGGUGAACCACGUGAUCAUCCCCUUGUCCGGCUGGGACCGCAACCGCGACAGGGGCGACCACACGAAGCCCCAGGAGAUCUACUGGACCAUCGUCUUUCGCAAUGCCAAUGGAGUCUUGCGAAAUGUGAGCUCCGCUGGGGAGUAUGCGCGGCGGAAGCUUCGAGAGUGCGAGGGCCUCUGCGAUGCCCUUCUCCACCUGAUGCGGACGGCGGUGCGCAAGAAUGACAUGGACAACAAGAGCGUGGAAAACUGCGUCUGCACGUUGCGUAACCUGUCCUACCGGCUGCAGGAAGUUGAGGACCCCGAGUACGACAAGCACGCACCGGCGCCGACACCGUCGCGUGCCACGGGUGCUGCCAUCAAAGUGGGCGACAGCUUGGGCUGUUUUGGGGCCAAGAAGAAGAAAGAAGCCCUGGAGAAGCAAAAGAAGGAGUCCUCCGGAUCGGCUCUGGCAUCUGCUUCGGCCAGCACAUCUCCACGGCCGCAGUCGGAUCCCCCGUCUGGCAUGGAACUCCUCUGGCAGCCGGAGGUUGUGCAGCCAUAUUUGGCGCUGCUGUCUGAGUGCUCUAAUCCAGAGACGCUAGAGGCAGCAGCGGGUGCCAUCCAGAACCUGGCCGCCUGCUACUGGCAGCCAAGCAUAGACAUCAGGGCAGCUGUGAGGAAAGAUCGGGGCCUGCCCGUCUUGGUGGAACUGCUCCGGAUGGAAGUGGACAGGGUGGUCUGUGCGGUGGCCACGGCACUGCGAAACCUAGCCAUGGAUCAGCGGAACAAGGAGCUGAUCGGCAAAUACGCCAUGAGCGAUCUGGUCCAGAAGCUGCCCAACGGCAACCCGCAGCACGACGUGGGCACCUCCGACGACACAAUUGCGGCUGUGCUUGCUACACUCAACGAAGUGAUUGUGCGAAACAGUGACUUUGCACGCUCACUUUUAGAGGCUGGCGGUGUCACGCGGCUAACCUACAUCACCAAGCAGAAGGGCCGCUUCUCAGCCCGUGUCGUCAAGUUCACGUCUCAGCUUCUGUACAACUUGUGGCAGCACGUGGAGCUGCGGGAAGUCUACAAGAAUGCCGGCUGGCGCGAGUACCACUUCCUCACGCGGACACUCGUGGCACGCAACUCCUCGUCAUCGCCCCCAUCAAGCGCCAACAACACGCUAAGCCGGCCAAUCAGCUCGCAAGGUGGCACCCGCUACGAGGACCGCACGCUGCCCCGUGUGGCCCGAGAGCUUAACAGCGGACAGCCCCCUGUGAGCAUGCCAUACAGUCGGUCGGAGGAGCUUCCUCUGAGCGAACUCAGCCAUGGCGGUGGCGCCGCCGAGGGUCAGCCGGGUUCUCCGCAACCUGCGCAACCGCAGCAGCCAACAAUGCACCGCCCGCCCGUUGGUGGCGUCCCGAUUUUCCCACCAGGCCCCCAGCAGCAGCAGCAGCAGCAGCCGCCUAUGAGGUCUCCGCCUGAGCCCGUGUACGCCCAGGUGAACAAGAAGAAGGACCGGUAUCCGAGCGAUCAGGGGCCCCAGUACCUCGCGCUUGACAGCCAGGCAUCCCAGCCCGCCGGAGACUCCUGGGUGUGAGAGGCGAUGCUGCGGCCACCGCGACUCGGCAGCGGCUCCUCUUUUCUUGUUUCGCCGUGUUUUGGGACGUUUUCACACGCCAAGGACGACAUGGGAGGGAAAAGGAGGGAGAGCAGAAGAAGAUUGUGCACUAGCCUGAGGAAGCCAGCAGUGUGGUUAUUUUUUUUUUUUUUUUUUACUUUCUCGUUUGUUUUCUUGUUUUUUACUGCUGUGAUUUCUGGUUUUGUCUUUUCAAUCAUUACGAAUUAUAUCGAAUUUUAUGAGAAUUUUGUGCAUGUGUUAUGCACAGGUCGGGGCAGCCAAGGUCUCCACCACACCCCCCCUGGGUUUUCCAGGGCUGUGGUGGCCGUGUUUGUGUGUGGGAAAGCUCGAAGCCAAAGCCAGUUCCUCAUUUUACUCUCUCGCUUGCCAGCGACAAAUCGGCAUCUCCGAAAGAGUGUGUGUGUGUGUGUUUAUUUUUUUUAUUUUUUCUUCUAUCACACGUCAAGGUUUCACAUUGAGCAGGGCACUGGGAUCUCCUGCAGAGAGAUGCGUGUUCUCCCUCCCUCUUCUGCCUUUUUACACAGGUAGCAGUUGUUGACGGGAACGAAAAGAAAAGGAAGACAGGAGAACGGACGCCAUGGAGGUGCUCUCUGACUGUGUGCGUACAGGCGGUGAAGUGGCAUGACACGCCACCUGCCGAACCUGUUAGAGGAGCAGAAAAAGGAAAACACAGGGCUGAAUUGUGAAAAGGAAACAAGGAAGUCAAGACCAGGUCUCCCCAUCUCUAGAAACAUUGUUUUCUGCCCCCCACAUGCUGCGUGGGGGGGCAGGAAGUCCUAACGCCAUCUCGUGAGCAGAAGCGAGUCGCUGUUCGCAAUCAAGACAGUCGACACGAAAGCAGAAGAAAAAAUAGGCGGUGCAUUCCCCUCUGUUAGUAGAGUAUGCGAAGAGGGGGGACGGGGGGGGGGGUCAGGUAUAUAUAUACCAGGGAAAUGGGAAAGCAAUUUUUUUCCCCAUUGCCAUUUACUACUCAAACGCUUACUACUACGAGUACACUCUAUCAUCAUACUACACUGUACUACUCCUGAUCCUGCCAGUGCCAACAAGAGUGUUUUUUGCCGUGGCUUGCGGUAAUUUGACUUUUCGUUUAGUUUUGGUCCACCGCAUUGUGUGUCUUCACACCUCGUCCCGUCCUGUCCCGUUCUACCCCACCCAGUUCUCUUGCUACCCGUUUCUCUGCUUCGACAUUAGGUUUAACAUUUUUUAAAGAAUUCUUUACCGUGGCAGCUCUCGGUUCUACUGUUUCAGUAAUUGGGUCCUUCCAUCGUUGCACACGCCUGCGCGUGUGUGCCUCUCUCUCUCUUUCUUCUGAACAUGAACUUCACACGGAAACUUUGCUCAAGUGUCGCAGGGAUAUCUUGCGUUGCAUUUCUUGGGUUGUGCCGACGAUCGAGGCAGGAUGAAUGGAUGUCGUAGACGAAAAGCGUGCUUCUCUGUGCCGCUGCUGCGGUGACUCCCGUCGCAAACAAACAAUGUCCGGCGUAACGGUGUCCACAGGGACAAAUGGCUCGGGUAGCAUUGCACUGUGUUUUAGGGUGCGACGUUGGGGACGCUGGUGCUGAGUCGGGAAGCAAAGGCGGCCCUGGUAGACAAGUCCACGACAAGCAAGCGGAGCAGCCAGCCACUGCGUUCAUCUGGUUGUUGUUGUCUUUUAUGGCCUGGGCUGCGAGGAGCAAAAUAAAACAAACAAAGCAAAAAAGUACCACAACUUCCAGAGCCUGCACUUUUUGCCAUUUUCGGAGCUGUUUUUGCCUCCGCCAUUCCAGCAGCUGAGCUUUUUUGAGCAACGGUCCUCUCGAUUUUUUUUUUCUCCCCCCUCCACUUGUUGAUGUUUGCUUUCCUGUCCUCAUUGCCACAUAGUACUUGCAUUUGUUUGUUUCAUAGGCAGCGCAGAUCUACUUAAGCACCAGUCAUGCGUUGUGCAUUACACUUGCGUUCUUUGUUACGGUGCAUUUGGCUAGCGUGCAAACGAGUCUUGUGUCAUUAUGUAGGUAUACUCGUGUGCAUUCUUUGGACAGUAUUUAAAUACUUUUUUAGCAAGUUUUAUUUUGGCAGAAAGAAUAGUUUUCAUUUAGCUUUUUGUUAUUAUUAUUAUUAUUGACAUUACGCUAGGCACUACGUUUCCCCGCCAUUCUGCCAGUGUCUCAUGCUGUACAGUUAUGAACCUCACCACUGUUUUCUCGAGAACAGCUGUGUGCAUUGCUUUGUCUCUGUAUUCAGCCAGUGUGCUUGUCUGUGCAAAGGUUUUCACAUUCCAUUCUGAUUUUAGUGAGGUCGCUAAAGGGAGCUUUCUUUUAUCGAUGGAUGAACUGUAAUGGAGGCAGCCUUUCCUUGAUUCUCGUGAACAUAGGCAACUUUUUAUAAUGACGUAUUGUGUAACUUUUACAUUAUAUACCUUUUUUUUUUCAAGUGACUAGUGUACAUUUUUUGGUUGUGUAAGAUGUAUCUGACAUGAACUGUAACAUCUGAAAUAAAGGUGAUUUUGAGGACCAA